AUGGAUGCCAGCCAGGAGGGCAUGGGCAUGGUCCUGUACCAGUUGGGCCUGGAGAGCGACCAGCAUGUCUUGGAGUACGCCAGUGCCAAGUUUGGGCCAGCGGCAUACCGCUACCACAUGAACGAGCCGAAGUGCCCCGUGGUUGUGUGGGCAGUGGACAGGUAUCAUCAUUAUUUGAAAGGCAGGGCAUUCACGCUCAGGACGGAUAGCCAGUGCCUCAAGUGGCUGGACUCUGUGCAGGGGCAUAAAUCGAAAUUUAUACGAUGCAUCAAUGUGGUCACUGGACACUCCCCAGCUGAACUUCUGCAUGGACAGAACUUAGCCCUGCCAAAUUUGGGUCUUAGCGAGUCCACAUUUGUAAUGACAGUGAAGGAACUCAAUUCAAAAGGGGAAGAGGAGGAGGCCGUGGAUCCCAAGCGCGAGUCCGAUGUGCCCAGGUGGCUGCUAGACAUGAAUCUUACGGAGUGCCAAUGUGAGCAGUGCGCGAAUGCUAUGAAGAUAGUGCCACUACCGACCAUGUUGGCCAUAUCACUCCACCAGGUGUGA
Molecule: messenger RNA, 546 nt
Organism: Bacillus rossius redtenbacheri
Lineage: Eukaryota; Metazoa; Arthropoda; Insecta; Phasmatodea; Bacillidae
Exons: 4
Coding region: 1-546 (181 amino acids)
Source: RefSeq, a predicted model, not a curated record